Messenger RNA from Folsomia candida, 1795 nucleotides. RefSeq names its product beta,beta-carotene 9',10'-oxygenase-like. The coding region runs from base 159 to 1754 and encodes 531 amino acids. The transcript has 6 exons. Gene Ontology annotation, biological process: carotene catabolic process. The record is from RefSeq and is a predicted model, not a curated record. Gene Ontology annotation, molecular function: carotenoid dioxygenase activity. Lineage: Eukaryota; Metazoa; Arthropoda; Collembola; Entomobryomorpha; Isotomidae.
AAAAUUUAGGAAUAUACAUUUGCGCCAAUGUUGUAAUUAAUUCGCAGUGCAUCAAGUAACAUCUACAAAGCUUCAACAGAUUUGUUCUCUUGUUAAAGUGGCUUUUAGCUAAAUACAAAAUUUACAAACAGAUUGAGAACUUACAGCAAUUUAUUUAAAUGGAAACCAUGGCAACGAGAGGAAACAAAGUAAAGGUUUUCAAAUCCUUAAAGGAAACUAGAAAAGCAGAGGUGGCCAAAAUAAUUGGAGAAAUUCCGGAAUGGGCAACAGGCCAAAUUUUACGAAGUUGUCCGGCAAAGUGGGAUUAUCCUAAAUUCAGGCUGAACCACGUCCACGACGGGUACCUGAUGAUCACAAAGUUUGAAGUUGUAGGAGGAAAGACCGGAAGUGUGGCCUUCACGUCAAAAUUUCUUCAGUCGGAGGCAUUCAAAAAAGCAGAAGCUGAACAGAAGCCAAUCAUUUCAGAAUUUUAUACCAGAACGGCUGGCUCCGAUGCUAAAUCUGCCCUGGGAAAAAUUGUGUCGUCCAUGAUCCCUAAGCCGACCGAUAAUUGUCAAUACAUCUGCACCUCGGAUAUCUGUCGAAAUCCAAUUGUGACCAACCACGCGGGAUUUAUGUUCGAAGUGGAUCCCAAAACUUUACACACCGUAUCACGGUACGACUCCGCCGCUAAGGAUAACCUUUACGCCUUAUCGUCACACCCAUUGACCGACCCAGAAACAGGAGAGACAAACAACGUUGGCCUUGACAUGAUUCCUACCACCAAAUGGAAGGUUGUCAAGUAUCCGCCUAAAUUAAAGUCAAGUUCUCUGCAGGAGAGUUUGAAAAAAGGGAAAAUCAUAGGGUCGCACCCAUGCCGGUACAAAGUCGAGGCUCCUUAUCUCCAUUCGUUCGGAAUGUCGAAGAAUUUCGUACUCUGGAUUGACGAACCUUGCCACUUCAAUUCUGCCCAGGCGAUCAAGUUGGUGUUUAAAGGGUUCUGUCAGAGGGAAGUGAUGGACUGGUAUCCCAAGAGGAAGAAUCAAUUUUACAUUUUCGACAAGAACACCCACAAAGUGGUCAAGACCGAAAUAUUUUCCAAAGAUCCCUUCUUCUUCCUCCAUAUUUUAAAUUGUUACGAAGAAAAUAACCAUUUAAUCGUGGACCUCUUUAGCAUGCGAAACAUUCAAUUUAUGGACAUCCAACUAGUUACCAAACUUCGGACCGGAAAUGUCCUGAAGGAUCCCGAUUGUCCACGCCUUCUCCGUUAUGUCAUCCCCUUAAACACGAUAGAAGACCAAAUAGGAAAAUUCCCCGAAAACAAAAAUUUGGUUAAGCUUAAUUCCACCGGAAAAGCGGUUCGGAUCGGGGAUAAAAUUAUUCUAGAACCGGAAGUCAUUUCCGACCUGAAGAUGGAUUUCCCAACCUGGAAUGAGCGAUUUUACGGAAAACAGCUCCGCUUUUUCUGGGCCACGGGAGCAUUUUGUGCUUCUCGGCAUCAAAAUAAAAUCAUAAAAUUUGACCUGCACACGAGGAAAUAUAUUAUUUGGGACGCUGGUGGACAUCAAUACGUGGGUGAACCUACUUUUAUAGGCAAACCUAACUCAGCACUUGAAGAUGACGGUUUAAUAGUUGUGACAGUGGUAAACUAUACGGAAACGGAUGAGAAGGAUUUCGUUGUUUGGUUAGAUUCCAAAAAUUUGAAGGAAGUUGGCAGAGCUUAUUUUGAUUGUGAAAUUCCCAUCGGGAUUCAUUCAGUUUGGUUGUCUAAAUAAGUGGUUAAAUUAAAUUGAUGUCGGUUUAAAAAUAAAUCAGA